AUGGGUCCACAGAGAAGGGGAAAGCGAGUCUCGCUGGACCAAAUAUCAUUAUCCACCUUCGAUGACAGAGCAAGCGUCGAUAGCAAGGAGCUAGCCACCCAGAGGUUCUUCGGCAGACAGCAACAGGAGCUGGCAAUCGUUCCAUCACAAAUCGUAUCCCAUACAUCCUCUGUCACAUGGAAAAGCCAAACCAUCAAGGACAAGGAGGAAUACGAGCGUGUCAAACAACGAGUCCGCCAUUUUGCUCCGGAGCAUUUCAAGGCCAACACGAAACAGGGUCCAGGGGCGUCGUCGAUCUUUCCGCAAAACGUUGGCGAGUGGUUGACACACAAGAAGGAGAUAUUGGCAUUAGCCGAGCGAGAGCAGCAGAAGAAUUGCGAAAUGCUCAAGGCGCAGAUUGAAGCUCGUCAAAAAAUCCCCAAGUCUCAGCGCAAGAUCCACUCCGUCUUUGGCGAGGAUGGCAAGAUCUUCAACGAUGGACUCAGCCCAGUAUUGGGUUUGCCCACCAUCUGGUCAGCUGAGUAUCCCGGACGGGUCGCCAAGUGGCCGAGCAAUGGCGAAAUGCAAUGGAAUGGCGACAAUAGGCAGAGCCUCCUGGCAAAGACAAAGUGCGGCCGCUUUCUUCCUCCCCCUCGUGUUCCCGUUAGUCCAUCGACCUCGUUCCAAGAACAGCCCUUCUCGCGGCAGCUGCCACUUGAUGAAGCUGGCCCUAUCUUCUCCAUGGGCCCUCGACCCGACGAGAUUUACGUCAACAACGCUGACAUGGACGGAGAUGCGCAGUUUGAGGCACUCGGAAACUUCUUUCUGGGAACAGAGUUGAUGGAGCAAAUCGGACAGUGGCGGGCACCGCUUGUGCCAGAAUGGCUGCAACAACAGCAGAUGAUGAUGGAGGAGGGGGGAAUGGUCAUCCAUGAAGGAGAUGGGUUCAUAGGAACACCAGUGAUUGGCAGUGAGAUGUGGUACGACGAGAGCAUGGAGCCAGACAUAUGGCAGGAAUACCCCUUGUGGUGA
This is a messenger RNA of Fonsecaea pedrosoi CBS 271.37, 1011 nucleotides long. RefSeq lists its product as uncharacterized. The transcript has a single exon. NCBI's taxonomy places the organism in Eukaryota, Fungi, Ascomycota, Eurotiomycetes, Chaetothyriales, Herpotrichiellaceae. The coding region runs from base 1 to 1011 and encodes 336 amino acids. The record is from RefSeq and is a predicted model, not a curated record.